GCCGACGGCCGGGCGGUCGCCGACGUUCGCCCGUCAGUCGACGGCCGACUCUGGACGGUGGAGCAGCCCGACGGUCGACGUUCCAGCCCCGCCAGACCGCCCGACGCCGUCGACUCGCCCAGUCGGCUGUCCAACUUUACUUCGACUGCCAGCACCAAGGACUCCCGAACAGGACACCGCCACAGAUCACUGAAGCUUCAGUUGGAAGAACGGGGAAGAGAAGGCAGCAGAAUGGCGUCGGCGAGGCUUGGAUUGGUGUCGGUGGCGCUCAUGGUCGUUCUCGCAGUGGUCGCAUCAGCUCGGAGGGUUCAGGACCGCCAGUUUCUGCCGGCCCGGCCAGCCAACACUUGCCUCCUCAGCAGGAUCACCUACAACUCGGGAGAAAUGAUUGAGCGCAACAAUCCGUGCGACUUUUGCUUCUGCUACAAGGGCGAGGUGCUGUGCUGGAAGAAGCAGUGUCCGCCGCCGCCACCCAGCGAGGAGCGCUGCUCGCCCAAAUAUGUCGAGAAGGAGUGCUGUCCACGCUACAUGUGCGAAAAUAUAAACGAGAGCAUCAACUUCAUCUAGCUGCACAGUGCACAUACAUCGAGCGACCUCGUCGCUGGCGGAAUCUUGGACUUAACGCUGAUCGGCUAUCAGUUUCCAUCCUCAUUCGUCAUUCAUAAUCAUGUGAAGUGAACUUAUGUACCAUUUUGCUAGGGUUUCCUGCUGCGAACAGGGGAGGGAUGUCGUUGGUGUCGCUAGCGAAAUGGUGUGAUCUUUGUUACGAGGGGCAAUGUUGGCAUGGCAGUGCUAUUAUGUGAUCGGUUGAGAAAGACGUCACGAUUGAGAAAGUGUGGCUUUGGAACGAGGUGUGGCAGCAACCUUUAGUGUGAAACGUUAGCGCUGGAGUAUUUUUGGUCUCAGCUCGUGUACACUAGAAGCAGUUACGCUUACGAAUACAUUUCAGCAGGUCUAGACGUUCUAAGGCCUAUUUGACUCUAGCUACUAACUUUAAACGUGAUGUGGUAUGGUAUGUCUCGCGUCUUUUUUCACCUAAAACAUAAAGUUGCGGUGCCGAAUGCCGAUGGAUAGAAUUCAUGUCACUUCAUGACCACUUGUCCUAAGCUGUGUGUAAUAUUUGCUUCACGUUUCUUUAAAUGUGAGUGAUGUGACACCAUCUUUUCCAAAAUAAAUUAUGUACACUUUCUGA
This is a messenger RNA of Amphibalanus amphitrite, 1192 nucleotides long. Its product is annotated as cysteine-rich motor neuron 1 protein-like. The transcript has 4 exons. Gene Ontology annotation, molecular function: protein binding. NCBI's taxonomy places the organism in Eukaryota, Metazoa, Arthropoda, Thecostraca, Balanomorpha, Balanidae. The coding region runs from base 232 to 567 and encodes 111 amino acids. The record is from RefSeq and is a predicted model, not a curated record.